Molecule: messenger RNA, 1785 nt
Organism: Talaromyces rugulosus
Lineage: Eukaryota; Fungi; Ascomycota; Eurotiomycetes; Eurotiales; Trichocomaceae
Exons: 3
Coding region: 1-1785 (594 amino acids)
Biological process (GO): L-valine biosynthetic process
Cellular component (GO): mitochondrion; acetolactate synthase complex
Molecular function (GO): thiamine pyrophosphate binding; flavin adenine dinucleotide binding; magnesium ion binding
Source: RefSeq, a predicted model, not a curated record
AUGGCAUUGGAAUUGAAGCAGCCUUCUCACCGAGAGCUAUCAGGCGGUGACCUACUGGCACAGUGUUUACGCCAACUUGGUGUUGAGGUUGCCUUCGGUGUUCAUGGAGGUCAUCUAGAUGCUUUCCUAGUUGGAUGUGCUGAGAACGAUAUUCGUCUGGUCGAUACACGACACGAAGAAGUCGCUAUUCAGGCAGCUCAGGGCUAUGCCAAGGUUAGCCACAAGGCUGGAGUAGCCUUUGUUACUGCAAAUAGUGGCUAUGGCAAUAGUCUGCCUGGAAUAGCUACAGCAUUUGCUGAUCGCAGCCCAGUCGUCGUCGUAACCAGCUCUCCACCUCUGAGAGAUGCCGAGACCAAUUGCUUACAGGGCAGUCUGGAUCAAGUAGUAGUGGCAACUCCCAUGACCAAAUUUGCGCAUCGGAUUGUCCAGGCAGAGGAAAUCCCCAGAUUAGUCGCCCACGCCCACCGCGUAGCCUGUACCGGAGCUCCAGGCCCAGUUCUUCUUGAUAUACCCAUUGAUGUGUUGUUUCGCCCAGUUCAACAGGACCAGAUCUCUUGGGGCUCUAUCACCGCGCCGCUACCGUAUCCCCCAAGACCACAUAGCCAUGCCAUUGCUAAAGCAAUUCAAUCUUGGAAGAGUGCAAAACAGCCUGCCAUCAUUAUUGGUACUGGUUGCAAAUCUACAGAGGCAGCUCAAGAACUUUCGAAAUUACUGGAAACAACUCAAACACCAUUAUUCCAUAGCCAGAAAGGAUUCGGUGGUUUACCUGUUGAUCAUCCACUCCAAGCUGGAUUGGCUGCAAAUUUGGCGAAAUUGACGGGCGAGUCCCAACCAGACCUAAUCAUUCUCCUGGGAGCUCGAACGGGCAUGUUUCUAGGUGGUCGUAGUGGAGCCAUUCUUCCAAACAAGAGGUGCAAGUUUAUCCAAGUCGACAUAGAUGGCACUGAAAUCGGAAGACAAAUUCCCGUCGAUAUUGGCAUUAUCGCCGAUACCCAUCAAGCUCUAAUAUCUUUCAACGAGGAAAUAGAAAAGAGCCCCUUCCAAGUUCCUUCGCGCUGGGUCCAAACUGCUUUGGGUCCCAGAAAAGAGCCAGACCCUCAUGAGUCUCAAGAGGCCCUUAUCGAUGGACGUACCCAUCCGUACUUUGCCAUGAAAGAGCUCUUCUCGUCUCUCGCACCAGGAUCAAUAAUAUCCAUCGACGGUGGCGAAGCUGGAAGUUGGGCUACGGAUCUGACUGAGGUUGCUCGUCCCUUCCUGUCCUUAUUUUCUGCAGGGUACAUCGGCAUGUUGGGGAAUGGAUGGGGGUAUUCUCUGGGGGCUGCAGUUGCAGAUCCCAGUCGCCAAGUUAUUAACAUCCAAGGCGAUGGCUCAGCCGGUUUCCACAUCGGGGAACUCGACACAUUUGCACGCCAUGGAGUCAAUGUUCUGACAGUUGUGAUGAACAAUCACAUCUGGGGGAUGUCUAAGCAUGGCCAGGAUCUGGUCUACGAGACAACGGCCACGGUUAGGCCGAUCAGUUCAUUAAGCCCCAGAACAUCUUUCCAUACCGUUUCAGAAGGCCUAGGCGUUCCGGCCGCCAAAGUGCAUAAUCUUGACUUUAUUCGGCCAAUUGUUCAAAAGCUUUCCGCUGUGCAUGGCCCUGCGCUACUUGAAUUGGUGAUUUCGGACAAGCCCAUUCACCCAGGAACAAUCGCAAUGGUCAGCGCCACAAAGGACCCAGACUGGAUUGUCGUCCCAUAUUAUGACAAUGUUCCUCGUCCGUUUUUUAAGCAUACAAAGAGGUAA